UAUUCAAGAGAGUUACAAUAUGCACCAAUAGUAGCAAUGUUUGAAAUAGACGAAAUGCUAUUAUUUAUCAUUUAUCAAUACGUAGUUUCGAGACUCGAUCAAUACCGGGUAGCAAAUAAUCGUGUGUUUUCAUGAUUUUUGCGUCUAUUUCAGUGGUCUAAGCUGUGGUGUCAACAAUAUCUGAGUAAUAAUAUGAGAAUUGUGAGCGGCACAAAACCGGUCUCAAAAUCGAAAAGUCCUAAAUAACUCGCCAACUGAAUGCGCAAUCAUUUAUAAAUAUACUAACAUUUAUAAAUCCCUAUUUACGCACAUAGUAUAUACAUACAUACAUGUAUGUAUAUUCUUGACACAUAACCAACUUAGGUUUUUGUCUCUCAUUACAGGUUCGUUGAUCUGUUGAGCUUCAGAUCAAAGAAAAUAUUAUGUGGAGAGCAAGCUGUCGAGAGGCAUAUAUGUAUAUGUAUGUGCAUAAUAGCAACAGCCUUAAAGUUAUCAAAAGUCGUUUUGGUCGAUUAGUUGCUAGUACUACGUCGACCCUCUAACUAGAUUGAAUAACACGGAAUAUGUUGUUGGUGUCAUUGUGGUAACAUUUAGUGUUUUUGAACCCUUUUGAAGUUGCAAAUUUGCGGUAAUGACUUUCAGCGAUAAUAAAAAAGGGAAAAAUGCAAAGAAUCAUUAUAUUAAUCAAAUUUAUAGUUCGUGCUUACGAGGGAUGGCCUUAGCAUUAAAAGAUAGAAAGGUUUGUCAGCCGCUAACCUACUUUUCUGCUCAUUCUCCAUCACUUUCUAUAUUAAUGCAAAGUAAAACAACGGUGUUGCGGAUUUGGACAAUCAGCAUACUCUUUGCUGUCAUUUGUCCUUUACAUAUAGUUCAUUGCACCGAUCCCAAAUUUGAUUCAUCGACAAGAAUGCGACUUAUUUUAGUACCGGCGGAUGCGCAAGUUGGAACUGUGAUUUAUCGAAUACGUGCCACGGACGAAGAGUUUGACUAUCCACUUACCUUUGAACUUAUAAGCGAUUCUGCAUCAGCUACUGUUAAAAUUGAUUCGCUUCCAUGCACCAAAUACAAUUCCGUUUGCCAAGCAAAUGUUGUGUUACAGCGACGUUUGGAACCGGGGCGCUACUAUGACUUCCAGGUAUCUGUAAAGGACACAAAAGGAGGAAUGGCUAGCCAAUUGUGUUCUAUUACUGCUACUAAUUUCACAACACCACAUGACCUCAUAUUUCCGCACAAGCCGGGGAUAAUAAUGAUUCCAGAGGAUGCAAAGCGUGGAACAGAAUUGGAUUAUGUAAUUGCUCGCAAAAAUCCGCUUUUUCAAAAACCAGUUUACCUUGAGUUAUGGGGCUCUCAACUUUUUGCCAUAAGACAAAAGAUUGUUUCAGCAGAAACUACAGAAGGUACAGUGUUUUUGCUAGGACCACUUGACUUCGAAAAACAAGCUAUGUACCAUUUAACCAUAUUGGCUAAUGAUGCUUACGCUGAACCCGGCCAAGACAACCGCAACAUUGCUGGACUCGAACUAGUAGUGAUUGUUCAAGACGUACAAGAUCAGCCACCUGUAUUUACAUCAGCAUCACCUGUUACUAAGCUAACAGCUGGUAUUAUUCCAGGCGAUAAGUAACUAAGCAAGUAAGGAAGGAUAGAUUUAACCG
Messenger RNA from Bactrocera tryoni, 1652 nucleotides. RefSeq names its product cadherin-86C-like. The record is from RefSeq and is a predicted model, not a curated record. Lineage: Eukaryota; Metazoa; Arthropoda; Insecta; Diptera; Tephritidae. Gene Ontology annotation, biological process: homophilic cell-cell adhesion; cell-cell junction assembly; calcium-dependent cell-cell adhesion. Gene Ontology annotation, molecular function: cadherin binding; calcium ion binding. The transcript has 6 exons. Gene Ontology annotation, cellular component: membrane; adherens junction; catenin complex. Bases 632 to 1621 code for a protein of 329 amino acids.